Molecule: messenger RNA, 1428 nt
Organism: Symbiodinium natans
Lineage: Eukaryota; Dinophyceae; Suessiales; Symbiodiniaceae
Source: the annotation of a GenBank genome assembly
AUGGCGGACAGCUGCCAGUUCGGCCCGUGCUCCGAGGCAUUCCAGAAAAUGAAACACGAGUUGCUGGAGGAGUGGCACGCCUUUCGAACAGAACUACUGCGUGACAUCAAGCUCCACAUGCAGGGUCUUCCUACUUCAGAUGCGACUUCUCCAGAGCUGGCAAAGGUCCAGCAGGACAAAGGGCAAGUUGCCGAAGAGGACGAAGGCCAGCAAAGUGGCGAUGUGGCCGUCACCCCACAAGCUGCUAGCGUUGCUGCGGCUCCGCGGGUGCUUGAGCUGGACCAGGGCGCGGAGGUCACUCCGCCACGGAAACGCCGCAGGGUGCAGCAGGAUGAGACGCCGAAUCCGAAGGCUUCUGGAGUGCAAGAGGAGGGCGAUCGCUGGCUCCUCCCCAAUUUCCAGAUCUGCGAGCAGCUUGGCAGGGGGUCAUAUGGCACCGUUUGCAAGGCCGUGGACACCCGCAAAAGGCGGCCGGUGCCAGUGGCUGUCAAGAAGAUGGCCAACGUGUUCGCUUGGCACCCCGCCGAUGCCAAGCGAGCCUUGCGCGAGGUUGCGAUCUUGAGCAAACUGAAGCACGAGAACAUCGUCAAGCUCUGCGACGUAGUUGUACCCUGCCGCACAAGUGCCUGUGAGGACAUCUAUAUAGUCAUGGAGGCUUGCGACUCUGAUCUGGACAAGCUCUUCUGCUCGGGCAUAAACUUGAUGCCACGCCAAAUGAAAAAGCUUACGUAUACUUUGCUUUGUGGGGUGAACUACCUUCACUCGGCAUCAAUCUGGCACCGUGAUCUGAAGCCGGCCAACUGCCUGUUCAACCACCAGGCAAGGCGGCUGACGAGGGACCUCACUGACCAUGUGGUCACUAGGUUCUGGCGGGCCCCCGAGCUGAUCUUGUUGCAGAAGAACUACACAGAGGCCAUUGACAUGUGGUCGGUCGGUUGCAUCUUUGCGGAGAUCCUGGGCAUGCGGAAGGGCAUGCAAAUCCACGAGCGGGGACCGUUGUUCCGCGGAGCCGUGUGCUUGCCAUUGUCUCCGGACCAACGCGAAUGUUGGCCAGGGUCCGACGAGCCCGAGCAGCAUGACCAGCUCAACAUGAUAUUCGAUAUCCUAGGAACACCGGAACCAGAAGAGGUUGAGCAACUGGAUGGGGACGCCAGGUCGUACGUUGAACGCUUCACAGAGCGCGAAGGAAAGGGCCUGGAAUUCCCCGGAGUCGAGACAACAGCCAUGAACCUGCUGAGGAGGCUGCUGCGGUUCAGUCCGCAAGAGCGCAUCAGCGCGGCUUAUGCACUUCAAUGCGGCUGGUUCGACCGAGUCCGCAGCCAAGCCAUGGAAAGGCCUGCGCCAAACUUCAUCAGUUUGGAUUUCGAGAACGAGCCAGAGAUGAACGAAUCUCGACUUCGAGAGGAGUUUCUUGAACUGUGGAUGUGA